AUGGGCUCUCAGCUCUACCCCAUGCGUCUCCCGCAGUACGUCCAUUUCCACCGGACAUUCCGCCAAGUCGACGAGUGGACGUGGAUCAUCGGAGGAAGACUCCUCAUCACGCUCCUUGACUCGCCCAAGGACAGGACCAGCUGGCCCGUUGGUGACGGAGCGGGUUGGUACCACGCCUCUGAGGCGCCGAACCCGCGGCCGCGUUCAAGCCCCAUCCAGGAUCCCAGCAGAUUCAAGCUGCUGCGUUCUUGGCAGGAGGAGGGCGCCAUGUGGGAGAUUGGGCAGUGUGUGCUCAGGGCGGAGCUCAGAGUAGGGAGCCACGACACCAAGGAGGCAGACACGUUGAGAGCCCUCGAGGGACGGGUCCUGAGCCUUCAGGUGCCUGUCGUCUACGCCAGCUUCGAGUUUGACGGGUAUGAAUACAUCAUCCACAGCAAGCUUGAUGGCGUGCCCCUCAACACGGUCUGGAAGGACCUGGAUGCAGACCACAAGAACCGCUGCGUGCUCCAGAUCGCGAGAUUCUGUAGGGAGCUCGCAUCGUGGGAGCGUCGUAGCAUCGAGGGUGUCGGGGGCGUCAACGGUAGCCACAUGCGUGACGGUGGUCUUCUCAUCCACCCCUGGAUAGCGGGCAACACGCCUCAGGCGAUGCUCGAGAACUGCGUGGCCAUGGGCCUGGACUGCUCCAAGCUCGUCUUUGCCCACAACAUUCUGGCUCCUCAGAAUGUAAUUUUCCACUGCGAGCCGGGAGCAAGCGAGGGACGCGUUGUUGGCAUCCAGAACUGGACGUAUGCCGGUUUUGUCCCCGAGGGAAGGAUCAGAGCAUGCGUUGGUCUGUACGAUGACAACCUAGGGGAAGACUGGCAGCGCUUGUUCCAUUUGGCGCUGAGCGCCGAGGGCUUCUCGGUCCCUGAAAUGGGACUGCUCAUGUCUUGGAAGAGGGAGAUGGAACCGGAGAGGAGCGUGUUGAUGAGCCAGUACUGGGCGACGGCGGGGAGGCAGAGGAGGCUGCGGGCAGAGCAGCAUAUUCUCGAUGUCACCAAGCCAAGCGAGAAUCCUGGCGUGCCGCGCUCUUGGGAUGAUAUUCAGCUAGAGGGUUAUCCAGAGCUCCCGUUCUCCGUAUCCCAAAUGAUUAUUAAAUCAUUUUACUAUCCUCAACGAUGA
Messenger RNA from Fusarium falciforme, 1161 nucleotides. RefSeq lists its product as hypothetical. Bases 1 to 1161 code for a protein of 386 amino acids. NCBI's taxonomy places the organism in Eukaryota, Fungi, Ascomycota, Sordariomycetes, Hypocreales, Nectriaceae. The record is from RefSeq and is a predicted model, not a curated record. The transcript has a single exon.